GUGGCGGGUCUGGCAGUGGAGGUGGGGGCGGCAACGGUAGCGGCGGUGGUAGUGGAGAUUAUAAUGGCGGUGGAGUUGGAAAUGGAGGAGGUCGGUCCGGCGGUGGAGCUGGAAGCGGUGGUAAUUUCGGUGGUGGGUCUGGCGGUGAAGGCGGGAGUGGCGGCAACAAUGGUGGCGAUAAUAAUGGUGGCGGAGCUGGUAAUGAAGGAGGUGGGUCCGGCGGUGGCAAUACUGGUGGCGGGGGCGGCAACGGUGCCGGUUCUGGCAGCGGCAGCGGCAGUGGUGGCGGCUCGUACGGUCCUCCUGGCGGCCCAGCAUAUCCUCCAACAGCUCCUGGGCCUGGUAAUAAUUGUGGCAGCCCAUCAGGGCCUCCUGGUAACGGCCCAUGGGCCGGAGGUUGUGUUUGCAGCCAACAGUGUUCUCAGCAAUGCGGAUGGACCACCAACUUCAACCCGGCAGCCAUUAAUCCCUGAAACAAAUUUGCUUCUGCAACCACAAAUACACAAAGACCAAUAAAGGAAAAUAUCAUAUCACUAGCUAAUAAUAAAACAAUAAUGUCUGUUGCUUCAGUUUCUGCACAUUCUCAACUGUUGUAAGGUUUCCACAUUUCCCAGAAUGAUUCUAUUUACUCUUGUUACUUAAAUGAAUAUGAAUGGGGAUAAAUGUUU
Messenger RNA from Linum tenue, 668 nucleotides. NCBI's taxonomy places the organism in Eukaryota, Viridiplantae, Streptophyta, Magnoliopsida, Malpighiales, Linaceae. The record is from the annotation of a GenBank genome assembly.